AUGAGCGGAGGCGCCGGGGGCUCGGAGCGGCCUGAGGAGCGGCAGCGGUUCCCCCCGCCCGGCAAGUCCCUCCCCAUCUCGGCUCUGAGACAAAACGGUCUCCUGCAGGCUCUCGUGCGGGGAGCGGGGCAGCCCGUGGGCGCUGAGAUCAGCGAGGACCUGCGGCGAGCCCAGGAGGAAUGGGAGGCUGUGGAAGAGAUCCAGUCAGGGCUGGGGGGGACAUCGGCUGGUGCUGCGCCUCCGAUCUCCUUCAACGAAGCGCUGCAGUACUUCCAGACAGCCGACCUCUCCGAGUGCAGGAAGAAGGUCCGGGCAACGGUGCACAGGCAAGGCCUGGCUGCUCUGGUUCACUUCCUCUUCGGCCCUCCCCGGCUCCAACCGCAGCUGCAGGGAGAGCGGGAGCUGGCUCUGGCCAUGGCGCAGUGUUGUUUGGAUGAUAACGAGAGAGUGCACAUGAGAAUCCUGCAGACCAUUUACAAGAAGCUAACCCGCUCCAGGUUGGGCUGCCCGCGCUACGGGGCGCACUGGGAAGAGCUCGGCUUUCAAGGUGCGGAUCCCGGCACGGAUCUGCGAGGGACGGGGAUGCUGGGCUUGAUGCAGAUGCUGUACUUCGUCAUGGACUCCCAGACGCUGCCUCUGGCUCAAGAGAUUUUCAAGCUGUCCCAGCACAAAACCCAGAAUUUCCCCUUCUGCAUCAUGUCCGUGAACAUCACCCGCAUCGUCAUCCAGGCCCUGAGGGAGGAACGUCUCUCCAGGGAGUGCAACCGCAGGCAGCAAGUCAUCGCCGUGCUGAACGACCUGUACGCGGCGGCCUUUCUGCAGCUCUACCGCCUCUGGAAAUGGCAGCACAAGACCGUGGCCGACGCCGGCUUCCUCCUGAAGGAGCUGGAGUUAUCCACCAAAAAGAAGCCGAAGCAGCUCCUGAAAUCCUUGGAGGCCUACGUGAACCGAAGCCCGGCGGCAGACGGCCUUCAGCAGCUGUCCCUUCCCUCCACCUCCAUCGGCGGCAACCGGGCCGGCGAGGAGAUCAACUUCACGGGCGUUUGCGACCUGCAGGUUGAGCUGGAAGGAGAAGCCCGACUGAUCUGAAACGCGGGGAGACGCGCCGCAGGGAGCUCUCGGAGGAUGCCUGGCCGCCGUCGCCUCCCGUUAGCGGGGCUCGGGACGGGCCGUGCGGGUCGAGGUGGUAAACGCAGAGUGAUGGGAGGCGGCCGCUGCCCUGAGAAGGGUUUGGGUCCGAGCUGAGGGCGGGCGAGAGCCUGGGGUGCCACAGAGGGUAGAUUAUUUUUUUGCCCUAAACCCCCAGAAAGGGUGGCCCCGUCCUUCCCCCUCUCGCCCCGCAAGCAUCCCGGCUGCGGUGUCGGCAUCGCUCGGCGCUGCGGGAGCGAGCCUCAGGAUUUGACCCUCUCCAGGCGGAAUUCUCCUGGAACAAAGGAGGAAAAUGUGGCAGAGCGGGUGGAUUUUUAUGAGCCACCAACCUCAGGCUGGGAUAGUCUGUCCAUCUGUCCCAAAUCCGUGCUCCCCUCUGUCUUUACCCCCAGCAGGAAAGUUUAGCGAUGCUCCAGGCGGAGCUGGAGCGUGCCCAUAGGGCUCCUGACUCCAAUCGCGGCUCCGGCAGCACCUGGGAGGGUUUAAAACCCCCCGGCUUCGGGCUGCGGCACCUUCAUUUCGCGUUGAGGGUGGGGUGAGAGCACGAGCACAGCCCCGUUGGUGGGGCGGUGGGGGCCGCUCGUCCCCCAAGGUUUGGGGAGCCCCCCCCCCAACUCCCCCGGGGCGUUACUGUGCGUGUCAGCACCUAAAGAAGUUAAUAAAAGGAGGAG
This is a messenger RNA of Gavia stellata (red-throated loon), 1820 nucleotides long. RefSeq names its product ELMO domain containing 3 (gene ELMOD3). The transcript is spliced from 10 exons. NCBI's taxonomy places the organism in Eukaryota, Metazoa, Chordata, Aves, Gaviiformes, Gaviidae. The record is from RefSeq and is a predicted model, not a curated record. Bases 1 to 1089 code for a protein of 362 amino acids.